This is a messenger RNA of Botrytis cinerea B05.10, 1361 nucleotides long. RefSeq lists its product as hypothetical. Gene Ontology annotation, cellular component: Golgi to plasma membrane transport vesicle; cell tip. Bases 558 to 1226 code for a protein of 222 amino acids. The record is from RefSeq and is a predicted model, not a curated record. The transcript is spliced from 2 exons. NCBI's taxonomy places the organism in Eukaryota, Fungi, Ascomycota, Leotiomycetes, Helotiales, Sclerotiniaceae. Gene Ontology annotation, molecular function: guanyl-nucleotide exchange factor activity. Gene Ontology annotation, biological process: exocytosis.
GAGUCGAUUUUUCUUGCGAGGGUAUCGACAGUAGCAGAUGUCUGGAACAUUUCAGUCCUCACCUCUUACCAAGAACGAUACUUGUGGAUGCCACCCAUCUUGGAUUGUCAGCAUUAUAACAAUCAACAAUGGCAUUGCUGAAGCAUGAAGAUGUACCUAUUAUUAGGGGCUUGCCGGCACCAACAGGGAUGAAGAAUGCCGUUAACAUGGUUACCAUGAGGAUCUCCAUCGCGCCUACAGUAUGUAUUAUUUUACUGGCACAGCCUGCGCCUUGCUGAAAUUAAACUCCUAUAAUGCUGGAUAUAGAUUUCAUUAUGCAAGGCCUGUCCGAUAUCUAUUGACCCCUCUUCGAUUUAAAUACAAAGCCGGCCACUUUCGUCGCACCGUCGCACAGUCGAAAAACAGAGUUUGCAUUCACCAGUUUAGAGUUGUACCCAACAACACCUGAUACUCAUCACGCCAAAUCACGGAAGUCACAUAGCUACCUCACCAAUACAUUGUCUUAUGAUCAUAAUACGACACACGACGAGCUCAUGUCGGCAACAAUAACUUUGACGAUGGCGCAGACGUCAGGAAUCGAAUCUGCAUGUCCUAAUUGUGGAAUGGCUUUACCGCACAACAGUUCGCAGAUUGCAGCUGAUGCGCAGAAAGAAAUUGAGGAGUUACAAGCUCAAGUAAAGUUACUGACAGAGAAAGCGACGGCCGCAGUGGAUAAAUGGGCAGACUACGAAGACGAAAUCCAAUCACUUAAAAGGGCGCACUACCCGCAAACCCCAGAACCUCAGCGCGCAACAACACCAACACAAGUGCACACUGAAGACCGACUUGGAAGCCCGAGUCGUUUCUCAUAUCUGCCUGUUCAGAAUCGACUUUCUUCUCUGCUAUCUCGCAAGUCCACACCGAAUCUACAAGCUCAGCAACCGCCAACACCUCCAACGCCUUCUACAACAGAGUUAGUAGCUGCCUUGACAAGGGAGCAGGGGCUACGACAGGCUGCGGAGGGCAAAUUAAAUGAAUCCAGUGUCGAACUGGAAGAACUGACGGCACAGCUGUUUACACAAGCCAAUGAAAUGGUUGCUACGGAACGAAAGGCAAGGGCGAAACUCGAAGAGCGAGUUGAAAUUUUGGAGCGAAGAGAUGGAGAAAAGAGGAAACGACUGGAAAGGCUUGAAGGCGCAGUUCAAAGGAUUGAGAGAGUCAGGGGUCUUUUGGCACCAGGACGAUGAGAAAAGAGAACACGACGAUACGACUAAAUGCAUGAGGAUAAGACAACGCGGAGCACACAUUUUGGAAAAGGGGCUACGGAGUUAUGUGCGUAUGCGGCAGAAGGUUGUAGUUUCGAGUCAUGCAAAAUCAUCCCA